AUGACAGUUGCAGCCAGACGCCUAGAGGACGAGAAUGGGAGAAAAGAGGUCGUUGGAAGCUACACUACCCAAAGUGGAAGCCGGGCCAGGAACAGAGGACUCCGGCAGAGCCUCGGCAGUAGGUCGGGUCGUGUAGCCCCGUACCGCUCACAGAACAGGCUCCCGGUGCGACCAGGACAACCAGGCGCGCACUUGCGCGUGCGCAAAAAGCCCAGCCUCCUCAGCCUUCUUCAGUUUGGAGCUGAAUUUCGUCGAUUUUCGCUGGAAAGAUCAAAACCUGGAAAAUUUGAUGAGUUUUAUGGAUUGCUGCAGCAUGUUCAUAAGAUACCCAAUGUUGACGUUUUAAUAGGCUAUGCAGACAUCCAUGGAGACUUACUACCUAUAAAUAAUGAUGAUAAUUAUCACAAAGCUGUUUCAACAGCUAAUCCACUGCUUAGGAUUUUUAUACAAAAGAAGGAAGAAGCAGACUACAGUGCCUUUGGUACAGACAUGCUAAUAAAGAAGAAGAAUGUUUUAACCAAUGUAUUGCGUCCUGACAACCAUAGAAAAAAGCCACAUAUAGUCAUUAGUAUGCCACAAGACUUCAGACCGGUAUCUUCUAUUAUAGAUGUGGAUAUUCUCCCAGAAACACAUCGUAGGGUUCGUCUUUACAAAUAUGGCACAGAGAAACCCCUAGGAUUCUACAUCCGGGAUGGCUCCAGUGUAAGGGUAACACCACAUGGCUUAGAGAAAGUCCCAGGGAUCUUUAUAUCCAGGCUGGUCCCAGGAGGUCUGGCUCAAAGCACAGGACUAUUAGCUGUUAAUGAUGAAGUCUUAGAAGUUAACGGCAUAGAAGUUUCAGGGAAGAGUCUUGAUCAAGUAACAGACAUGAUGAUUGCAAACAGUCGCAACCUCAUCAUAACAGUGAGACCAGCAAACCAGAGGAAUAACAUCAUUAGGAACAGUCGGACUUCUGGCAGCUCUGGCCAGUCUCUUGACAAUAGCCUUCUUGGCUAUCCACAGCAGAUGGAACCAAACUUUGAGCCAGAGGAUGAGGACAGUGAGGAAGAUGACAUUAUUAUUGAAGACAAUGGAGUGCCACAACAGAUUCCCAAAGCUGUUCCUACUACUGAGAGCUUGGAAUCAACACAAAUAGAACUCAGUUUUGAUUCUGGACCGAAUGGUUUUAUUCCUUCUAAUGAAGUGAACUUGGCACCCAUAGCAAGUGGCACAAACACAGAAUUUGAAACAUGUGCUUCAGAUCAAAAACUCUUAGAAGAAGAUGGAACAAUCAUAACAUUAUGA
Messenger RNA from Choloepus didactylus (southern two-toed sloth), 1284 nucleotides. RefSeq names its product partitioning defective 6 homolog beta-like. Gene Ontology annotation, biological process: centrosome cycle; establishment or maintenance of cell polarity; regulation of cellular localization. Gene Ontology annotation, molecular function: protein kinase C binding. NCBI's taxonomy places the organism in Eukaryota, Metazoa, Chordata, Mammalia, Pilosa, Megalonychidae. The record is from RefSeq and is a predicted model, not a curated record. Gene Ontology annotation, cellular component: nucleus; cell cortex; apical plasma membrane.